Molecule: messenger RNA, 3035 nt
Organism: Cuculus canorus (common cuckoo)
Lineage: Eukaryota; Metazoa; Chordata; Aves; Cuculiformes; Cuculidae
Gene: SCPEP1
Product: serine carboxypeptidase 1
Exons: 13
Coding region: 95-1429 (444 amino acids)
Biological process (GO): proteolysis
Molecular function (GO): serine-type carboxypeptidase activity
Source: RefSeq, a predicted model, not a curated record
GACCUCAGCUGCGGGUUAUGCUCACGUGACCGCGCAGUGGUGGCGGGAAGGCGGUGCGCGGCGGUGUCCCCUCACGCGUGGGCGCGGCGGCGCGAUGGGAGCAGCGGGCGUCGUGGCGGGGCUGUCGCUGCUGCUGCUGUGGGCGGUGCUGGCGGCAGGUGUGGUUCUGAGACAAUCCCAAGAGCCCAAGGAGCUGUGGGGAUAUGUGCAAGUUCGAAGUAAGGCCCACAUGUUCUGGUGGCUCUACUAUGCAAACAACCCAACCAAAGACUUCACAGAACUACCUCUCAUCUUGUGGCUUCAGGGAGGUCCAGGAUCUUCAGGCUGUGGAUUUGGGAACUUUGAAGAGAUUGGUCCGUUAGAUAGAGAAAUGAAACCAAGAAACACAACCUGGUUGCAGGCAGCCAGUGUCUUGUUUGUGGAUAAUCCUGUGGGCACCGGAUUCAGUUAUGUGGAUGAUUGUAGCUUGUUUGCCAAAAACCUUACCACUGUAGUUUCUGACAUGAUGGUUUUUCUUGGAGAAUUCUUCACGUGUAGAACAGAAUUCCAGAACAUCCCAUUCUACAUAUUUUCUGAAUCUUACGGAGGUAAAAUGGCUGCUGGCAUUGCUUUAGAGCUGCAUGAGGCUGUUCAAAAAGGGACCAUAAAGUGCAAUUUUAUGGGGGUUGCUCUUGGAGACUCAUGGAUUUCUCCUUUGGACUCUGUGCUGUCUUGGGGGCCCUACCUUUACAGCACUUCUUUCCUUGAUGAUAAAGGUCUAGCAGAGGUGACUGCUGUUGCCAAAGAAAUAAUGGAUGCAAUAAAUAAAGAUCAAUAUGGACUGGCCACUGAGCUCUGGGGCAAGGCUGAAAACAUCAUUGAAGAGAACACAGACAAUGUGAACUUCUAUAACAUCAUGACUAAGGACGUUCCACAGAUUAAAUCAAACGAACGAGAAAAUCUCCGUCUCAGACUUUACCAACGCCAUGUCCAAAGAACACAUAAGGACAGCCUAACCGAGUUGAUGAAUGGACCCAUCAGAGAGAAGCUAAAAAUUAUUCCUGACUGCGUGACAUGGGGAGGUCAGUCCAGAGAUGUCUUUGAGAACAUGUCUGAGGACUUCAUGAGACCUGUCAUUGAUAUUGUUGAUCAGCUUUUGGCAGCCAAUGUCAACGUUACAGUUUAUAACGGGCAGCUGGAUCUCAUUGUUGACACCAUGGGCCAGGAGGCAUGGAUCCGGAAACUGAAAUGGCCUAAUUUGGCCCAGUUCAACCAGAAAAGGUGGAAUGCACUCUAUGUAUCUCCGGACUGCACUGAAACAGCUGCUUUCCACAAGGCCUAUGAGAACUUUGCUUUCUUCUGGAUUCUUAAGGCUGGGCACAUGGUACCGUCUGAUCAAGGAGAGAUGGCACUGAAAAUGGUCAGGAUGGUGACCCAACAGCAGCACUAGGGAAGGGGAGGCCGGCUGGUAUGGCUUCCUUGACGAAUGUCGGUGCCGUUGCAGAGAGUGAGUCCAGAAUAAUAAGCCGCAGGAGGAACGGUGGCUAUUUGGACACACAGCCUCUCUGAUUUUGCUGAUAAUGUGUGCAAGCAGUUACGGAAAGGCAUUUUUUUCCUUCAAUGAGUUAUUUUUUAAUUUGUAAGCUGUGAUUUGCUGCCUUAAUACUGUUCAUAAUGGCUCCUCCAGGGGGAAGUCCACUGUGAUGAACAACCAGCUCUGAGCCAUUGCCUUUGACUUGGAAGGGUUUUGUGCUUUUGUAAAAAGCUGCCCUUCCCCGUGUGCUCUCUUGUCUGUUAACAAACCAAGACUUAAACUGAUUCGAGUCCUGAUGGGUUUGCUGCUUGUUCCUGUCAGAGAGCUAACCUAUUCCAUGAGGCUGUGGGAUGUUUCUUCCUGUGUCCUCAGACCUCUGCCUGAGUCACCUGGCUGGAUUACAAGCUGAAGACACAGAGCCAGCAUAGAAGACCUGCCCUAAAGGAAGUGUAGUCUAUCUCUUAUUCCUGAGGUGCCUCAGUUAGGAUUGAAGAUUCUUCAGGCUUCUGUGUUAUGGAAAGAGAAAAACGCGCCCCCAAGAGGAGGAUUUGACCUUGUUCAUCUGACCAUUUAUUUCUCGUUUUCAUUCUCUUUAAUGACCCUUAGGAAGACUUUGCCUUUAGCCUUAACACCUAAAGCACAUCCUGCAGGAAUUCCUGCUUUUCCUGCAUGCUGAAGUCCUGUUAAUACCACCUUCUUGUACAGAAGAGAUUUAUAAUGGACAGAAGCCUCUUAAAGCCUCCUGAGCAUAGCCUGGGGAGUGGGAGAGAGAACAGCAUUUGAGCAAUAAUAAUAGCAUCAUUCUGAAAGAUAAUAGCAGUGUUUAAAAGGAUAUGCACCUGGAAUAAAUAUCUUGAUUCAUAUUUUUCUAGAGCUUUUUUAAAGUCUUGCAGAGACCUUUGAUUUUGAAACAACUUUUAUUUUAAUAUGGUACACAGAGAGACUUAGUCAGGCAUCUUUUGACUUUUGGUAUGGAGCACAGUGACCAUUGUUUAUUGGCGUCUGUUAGGAGGCACAGCAGCUUGUUCCAGCUGUCAGAAUCCUAAAUCAAUAGCAACCCCUCAAUUACUCCAGCAACUGCAACUGUCAUGAAAUGUCUGAUAGCGUUGGCUUACAAAGAACUGAGGCAUAAUGCUAUGUACACGCAUACACAAUCACCCAGCAGCUGGAAUAUUGGCACCUAAUCUUUGCUUUCCUUCUUCAUAGUCUCUGCUUGAACCGUAUCCUUGAGAGCUCCAGCAAUGCAAAACCGGAUUUUUUUAAAAGAACUCAUUUGUCAAUAAAUAUAUAAUAGGUCUAAUUCAUAUCUCUUUGGCACCAGUUGAUUUCACUGCUUGAAAAUCACAUCUUUUCUGGUUUGGCUUUUCAGUGUAAAGCCCUCGCCGAAGGGAGCAGAGGAAAGGGUACAGGUCUGUGCUGUCCCGCAUGACUGGAAGGCCCGAUGAGGAGAACAUGUGCUGGGGGUCACAGCCCCUCCCAUCCUUCCCACAAAAUGCAUUCCUUCAGAGUGUAAAGGGUAACC